ACUGCGCAGGCGCAGUGAGGCGCUGGGCCCUGCGGUGAGAAAUUUCACAGCCUGGCGGUGGAGGUUGUGCGGGGCCUACCCAGCGGAAGACCACGGCUGGGAGAUCAUGUCUCACAUGGAUGAAGCUGCCCGCUCUCUCUCCAAAAGUGGGAAGGCUCUCUAUGCUAUCCUGGAGCUGAAGAAGGGUGCCUCACCUGAAGACAUCAAAAAAGCCUACAGGAGGCUGGCCUUGAAGUAUCAUCCAGACAAGAAUCCAGGGGAUGCUCAAGCAGCAGAAAUAUUCAAAGAGAUCAACACAGCCCAUGCCAUACUGAGUGACCCUAAGAAGAAGAAAAUCUACGACCAGCAUGGCUCAUUGGGAAUAUAUAUAUAUGAGCACUUUGGUGAUGAUGGCGUCAGAUACUAUUUUUUGACGACUAGUUGUUGGUUCAAGACACUUGUCCUCCUUUGUUUUCUGUUCACUUGCUGCUGCUGUUGCUGCUGCUGCUGCCUUUGCUGUGGAUCACUUUCGCCACCAUCUGAGGAGGUUGCUAGAAGAUACCAGCAGAAUGUCCAGAGCCAGCCUCCAAGGGCAGGAAAAAGAGAAAAUUUUGAAAAGGUGGAAGAUGAUGAUGAUGGUGAUGAUUAAAAUACCAAGAAUAGUGAGGUGCUCACCCAUGAGGGUUCCUUCUGCCACCCGGUCUA
Molecule: messenger RNA, 684 nt
Organism: Talpa occidentalis (Iberian mole)
Lineage: Eukaryota; Metazoa; Chordata; Mammalia; Eulipotyphla; Talpidae
Gene: DNAJC5G
Product: DnaJ heat shock protein family (Hsp40) member C5 gamma
Exons: 6
Coding region: 107-628 (173 amino acids)
Source: RefSeq, a predicted model, not a curated record